GUUUAGUAUGGGGUAUAGUAAAUACUUGCCCUUGCUUUUCUUUGUAUGUUCCUCUCUGAGUCUGUUUUCUUCAGUUCACAGCAGCCCUAACUAUUUGGUUACUUUACCGCGACAUCUGCAGUGCUGUCAACCAGAGACAGUGUUGGUCUCGGCAUUCAACUUGAAUGGUGGCAGUAUUUCAGCCUAUCUGCAAGUAGUAAACGAUUCCGGACAAGUCAUUACGCAAACAACUUCAAUCAAUGUCCGCGAAAGUAACUCACCGGUGGCUUUCAAUCUUACCCUACCUUGUCAGAAGUUGGCCAAACUAGAUGACCCUAAUGCUGAGCGUUACGUGAGUAUAAAAGCAGUGGGAAGUGGAUCCGCCUCGUUCAGUAAGGCCACAAGAGUCGCAGUCAAAGCAAGCCCUUCGCUCGUGUUUGUGCAAACAGACAAACCCGUCUACGUGGAGUUCGACGAAGUUCACAUCCGAGUUGCCGUUCUUGGAUGCAAUUUUCGUCCGUGCUGCGGAGGCGACAAAGAAUGCGUUUGUGAUGUCAAUUUAGAUAUCAGGAAUCCACAAAACAUUAUUGUUGAUCGAUUACCCAUACCAUCAUGUUCUUCUGACGGAGCCAUCAAACGUAAAGAUUUCAAGCUGGGGCCUUCUCCUGUGCAAGGUGACUGGACAAUUAUUGCCAAGCGUACCUGUGAUGGUAGCGUCAUAUCCGAGACGUAUUUUGAGGUGAAGAACUACGUGCUGCCUUGGUUUGACGUGAAUAUCAAAGCUCCCGACUACGUCAAAGUCACAAACAAUAUCAUUACUGUUGAAGUGGCUGCAAAGUAUAAGUAUGGCAGGGGAGUUCAGGGUACGUUGGAUAUCGACUUAGGGAUAUGCAAUGAGACUUCUAUUAACGCUACGGUGUUUAAAAAGGCGCAAUUCGUUCUUUUUUCAUCGGUAAAACUGGAUAAUGGAGUGAAGAAAUUGAGCUUUCCCAAUGGAGGUUAUUUAGAAUUUCCUUACGGAAAGCGGUUGUGCAUAUUUGUUGAGGUCGUAGAAGAAGCUAGUGGAAUCAAGUUUGCAAAGUCGGACAGAUCUGCAGUGUUUACAGACAACCCAAUCAAGGUUGAUUGUGAUCUUACUCCACCUUUUUACAGACCCAAUCUUCAUCUGAAGUUGCAGGUGCAGGCAAGAUAUCCCAACGGUCGGACAGUUUCUCGCGCUCAGAUUACUGUAACUGAUGCAAACGGUCGAAACUAUAUUCAUAGCAUACAAGAAGAAAACCGAGGCAUCGCUGAUUUUGUUAUCGACGUGGGAAGCAUCAGCGGUGACAUGGAAAUUAAGAUCGGUGUAAGUGGUCAAGCUCUAGGGAAGGUGUGUGUUUUCAAACAGUUUUGUUCAUUGUGUGGAGGACACAUUACUGUUAGAGCAAAGACUGGAGACAAACUGCAGGUGGGGAGCAGAGCUAACUUUGAGGUAAUUAAAGCAAAUUCAGACAGCAGACAGCUAACUAUUACGAUCGUUGUCAUUGCGAGAGGAAGCAUUCAAUCAUCUCAGUCUGUAAGGAGUAGCAAGAGUCAUCUGACGUCAUUUCAAGUCGAGAUCACACCUCAACUAGCCAAUCGUUUCUGCGUUCUUGCCUAUUAUAUGGAUACCUGCAACGAGCUCGUGUCUGACGUCGUUUGUCUAACGACAGCAGAAACAUGCGCCAACGAGAUAUCAUUGAAAUUGAAAACUCAGAGCGUUCGACCGGGCACUCAAGCUACAAUUGGUGUCAACGUCGCUUGUCCAAAUUCUGACGUCGCAUUGUUGGCUGUAGACAAAGGAUUGUAUAUUCUCAAUAGUAAAAACAUACUGUCACGAGACAAAAUCUUUUCUGCUUUGGAUAAUUGUUCCUAUUCCUGUGGCUACACUGUUGCAAGUUCAGAUGGAAUGUUUGAUGUUGUUGGUUUGGCCGGCAUGUCUGACGCCUCUAUUAAUCCUCGCUGUAGCUGCUGUACAUCUUCAUGCCGUGCUUCUUGUAUGAAUGCUGAUGACAGUUGCGGUACCGGACGAAAGAAGCGAGGAUCUGAACUUGUGGAAAGAUUGUGUAAUGAGAUAAAAAGACGAUCAGGAAAACGUUCCAACAAUGUUGCCGAGUAUUGUCUCGACGAGUACAAAGAGCUCGUUAAAGGAAAAUUUAGCAGCUUUGAUGACCAUUUGUCAGAGACGGAUCGAAGGAAUGAGGCAGAGUACAAAACAGAGCACGUAGCCACUUAUAUCUACCAAUGUUGUAUAGAAGACUUUAAGAAGAGCGACAAAGCUAGAUCGAGUCGUCGAAGCGGCGUUGAUAACUUUUACGAGCUUGACCCAAGCCUCUUACGAAGGCAAACGUAUUUUCCACAUGUUUGGUUACAAGACAAAGUCCUUACCAACAGAAAUUUGAGAUCGUUUAACGUAACUGUUCGAGUUCCGGACUCGAAUACAAAAUGGUUUGUCUACGGAUUGGCGCAGUGCUGUGAAUCGGGAUUUUGCUGUCAUCUGCCAUUUUCACUAAAGCGACAAGAGCAAGUGUCCGUGGCUUGCACCGCGUUCAAUUACAACAAACAUCCGACUAUUGCAGGGAUAAAACUUGUUAAUAUACAAGAUGAUCUUUGCACUACUGCGGGAUCGGGUGAAGAGACGGACUGGAUACCUUUUCGUAUUGAAGGUCAUGACUCGAAAACUGUUCUUAUUCCUGUUAUUCCAUUGGUAGUUGGAACAACGGAGCUAACGGUCAAGAUGAGUACUGAACUUCAUAAUUUUGAUAUAGUUCAGAACAUUACUGUUGUGCCGGAGGGAGUUACUAGAGAGUCGGAUACUGCUGUAGAGUUGGAUCCUCUUGACGUCAACAUGGACAACUCAAAGAGCUGCACUCUUCUUCAAAAUCCAGAUCUGAGAAUUGGCCAUUGCUUUAAAUACGUGUUGUUAAAUGGAGAAUGCAGUGAGCCUCUCGACGGGCGAUUUACAAAGGACGGAUGUUGCACUAAACAAAUUGGUAAUUUCGCUUCGGCGUUUCGCCCAAGGGGAGGUACGUGUGAACGGUGUCCUGUCAAAAACGAAACUCACUACUGUACUGGAUCGUGUCAAUGCGGAGGACAUCUUUACAGCAGGAGUCAAACAAAUUUUUUUCCAGUACAAAUUCCUGAAAACUACAUUGAAGGAUCGGUCACGGCUUGGAUAGGUGUCAGCGGAAAAUACUUUACCGUGGGCGAGAAUAUGGAAGGAAAGGUUGACGAAAUCGAGAGCGUAGAGAGUAUGCUAAAAAUACCCGGUGGAUCUGGAGAGCAGAGCAUGUUAACAUUUGGUCCUAACUGCGCUAUUGUCACAUUCCUAAAUGCUACCAAUCCAGGGGCUGUAAGAAAACAUCUUCGGCUACUCAAAGAUGGUUAUAAUUAUCAGUUAAAGUAUCGCGUGGUAGAUUCCGGAGGAUUUGCUGUGUGGUUGCAUUACACACCAUCGACGUGGCUCAGUUCGUUCGUGCUGCGCACAAUGUGUUCUGCAAGAGAGUUUGUUAUAGUCGACGACGCGGUCGUCAGCGAUCUCAUUAACUUUCUUGGAACGAGACUCGAAAACGGCACGUUUAUUGAACCGCAGAACGUAAUUCAUAGAGAGAUGGUGGGUGGAGUUCAAGAAGCUGGUGUGUCAAUGACUGCCUACACAACAAUGAGUCUAUUGGAGUGCUGUCGCAACGAAGAGAAGCCAACUCUUAUGAAUCUAGUUUGUCCAGCAGUGAGUUACAUGCAGAAGGAAGUUGCUGCAAGUCAAGUGAACCGACCAUACGCGCAGGCGAUUGUGUACAAAGCUUUAAUCCAAGCUUGUGUGUGCGGAUGCGCGGUCUGCAAACCACAGGGAGUAUGUAAUUACACAAUCAUCGACAAAUUGAAAAAGAAAUUGUUUGACAAAGCAGUGAUUGACACUGACGGUUCUAUGCACUGGGAAGCAGACAGCAAAUUGGGGAAUGCUUAUUGGUAUAGGAAACCAUCUGCUAUUUCGGUAGAAAUGACGGCUUACGUCUUACAAGCUUGUCUUUGCGUUGGUGACUGCAAGUGUGCCCGAUCUACAGCCAAGUGGCUCAACACGGCUAGAAACUCACGAGGAGCCUUUAUCUCAACACAAGACACUGUGGUUGCUUUGACAGCCUUAGCUAAAUUCGCAGCCGGAUGCCGUGUCACUGUUCUUCAUGCUCCCAAUUUAUGUGUAAAUGUUCGUAUAACGAAUUAUUCUCUUAUCAAGGCAUUUCGAAUUACUCCACAAAAUGCAGACGUUAUGUACCGCGUUCCGGUUCCCGUCAAUGACCUUAUUAGAGUAGACACGUGUGGAAGCGGGCUAGGACGGGCAGUGGUGCAUUACGAGUACAACGUUCCCGGAACUUCAGUCGAACAAUGCGCGUUUGACAUUGCUGUGAAUGCUUCUGAGAUGACAAUGAGCUCCCUCUUUAAGCCACCACCAGUCGGAGCUCAAAUCGCUUUCUGUGUUAGAUAUUUGGGCUCUGGAUGCACCACAAUGGCUGUAGUAGAACUUGAGUUGCCGACUGGAUACGAAGCGUGUGAAAGCCUCGAGAACGGUUUCUCGGAUUGGCGCUGUCUUAGCACGAUAUUACGAGAUGGCGGUAGUCGACUUGGGUUAUCAAAAUAUGAGGUCUCAGAGAGAAAGGUCGUGUUUUACUUUGACAAGCUGUGUGACACCAAACGAACGUGCGUCGUUUUCAAAGCUUACCGCAAGUUUGAGAUCGUCAAUUCUCUACCCGUCAGUGUGCGUGUGUUCGAUUACUACCAGCCAGACGUGCAAUGCACUAGGCUUUACACGCUUGGAGGAGGAAGUCCGGAGUUGAGUUUGAUUUGUGACAGUUCGAACAAAGGACAGCCUGCUUGUGUAUGUGGAGCAGGACGUUGUCCAAAAUUAGAGAAGAAGAUUCACAAUAGGCUCUGCAAUGCUUGCAUUUAUCAUGACUAUGUGUACAAUGUGCGCAUCAAUGACGACACCUAUGAAAAUGGAUGGCACAAAUUCGAUGCGACUGUUGUUGACGAGAUCAAACCAGGGGCACGUAGGCAUAAGAACGGAUCAAAUCUUAUUCUAUGGGUACCAUCGAUUUGCACCACCGACAUUAAACUUGUUACUGGCAACUGCUAUCACAUUCAAGGCAAAUAUGGAACCAAAUUUGUUCUCGAUCACAACACAGCCAUUGAACAAUGCCCGAAAGAUACGUCCAGUGCUUCCGAUUGCAAGAAUAAGGUAAAGCAAAAAUGCGUUCAAAAGCCGUGUAAGAAGCAGAAAACCAAGAAGAAGAUAAGCAAUUGUGAAAAGAAAAGAAUGGAAAAGUGCAAGGAUGAAUUCAAAGCGUGCACACACGUGGCGGUCUUCAAAAGGUACGUCAAGAAAUUACGUGAUGGCUCGAUAUGCCAAUCCAGAGACGUUUGUUCGAGUUAUGUGUACGGCUAGAUUUCGUGUUGCAAUAUGACAUUAUGACUUCUUCGUUUGUGUUAUUGAAACACGGUAGAGACAGCUGGUAUUCCAACUGUUUGUGACGUUGUAGUGUAGAUGACGUAUUCGUGUUAUUCUGUCUUUGCAUAUGCA
Corticium candelabrum is the source of this 5569-nucleotide messenger RNA. RefSeq names its product complement C3-like. The record is from RefSeq and is a predicted model, not a curated record. Gene Ontology annotation, molecular function: protein binding. The transcript is spliced from 43 exons. Gene Ontology annotation, cellular component: extracellular region. Bases 8 to 5434 code for a protein of 1808 amino acids. Lineage: Eukaryota; Metazoa; Porifera; Homoscleromorpha; Homosclerophorida; Plakinidae.